This is a messenger RNA of Suillus fuscotomentosus, 1437 nucleotides long. RefSeq names its product kinase-like protein. NCBI's taxonomy places the organism in Eukaryota, Fungi, Basidiomycota, Agaricomycetes, Boletales, Suillaceae. The transcript has 5 exons. Bases 1 to 1437 code for a protein of 478 amino acids. Gene Ontology annotation, biological process: protein phosphorylation. The record is from RefSeq and is a predicted model, not a curated record. Gene Ontology annotation, cellular component: nucleus. Gene Ontology annotation, molecular function: ATP binding; cyclin-dependent protein serine/threonine kinase activity.
AUGACCACUAACACUGCUAAAUAUAAGAGCAAAGGGUUCGCCAUGGAAAACAGCACACCAUCCAUUCCGAGUGGUUCUCGCGAAACAGUUGCUGAAGGCCCGGUUUCUCUUGUCUCAAAGAGCCUUCUCGAGUGUGAAGGGCAGACUCAGUGGAUCGCGAUAAAGACAUCUACCAUCCAUCGCAAAUAUGCCAAAGAGCCGCACGAUAUCAUCAAAGAGGCGAGGCUGAUCGCCUCCGCAUGCCAUCCAAAUGUGGUUUCUAUCUUAGGCCAUAGCAUCGAUUCAACCCGGCAGACCAUGAGCUUUUGGAUGCCAUAUGUGCCUUCGUCUCUGAUCGCAUUGUUGUCUUCGAACGACUUUUCGCCUCAUCCACUCAUCUCAAUUCUGGCCGCAGAUCCAUCAAAUCCGAGUCCACGCGAACAGCGCUUCGUCCUUCUCGCGAAAUCGCUCAUGUUUCAAAUCCUAAUUGGCGUGACAUUCCUUCACGAGACGGCGAAAAUUGCACACCGAGAUAUCAAACCAAGCAACAUACUUCUCACGUCAUCUGGCCGAGUCCAGCUCAUUGACUUUGGCAUAUCCUGGAAAGAAGGGGAAGAUCUUGCUGCAAAGAAAAACGAUUUAUGGGUUGAAACCCCAGAAAAGAUGUACUUUGAAGUUUCUACGGGACCAUAUCGCGCCCCUGAGCUGCUGUUUGGACCUAGGAAUUAUGACCCAUUCGCGAUCGACUCUUGGAGCCUCGGAGCGACUUUUGCGGAAUUCUUCACUUCCGUUCGUCUGUUUAACCCACUUGACGAUGAAGACUUCGGCGAUGAGCAGUCUGACUCAGACGACGAUAGCCCCGGCAGCCCAUCGAAGCCUGCCGAGCCGUUCAUCAUACCAAAGAGACUUCGCAUCGGAGAUCCCACGAACAGGUGGGCCAGGGAUUCACUGUUUGAUUCCACACGUGGAGAGAUUGGUUUAGCAUGGAGUAUUUUCAAGAUACGAGGUUCUCCAAAUGAGACCAACUGGCCAGUGAGUGACGUUCGAUUUGUUACUGGGAUCUUCUUUUCUGACUCGAACAAGUCUUUCUUGAACUUACCGGAUGCAAACAAGUUGUCCUUCAUAAAUGUAGACCCUGUUGACCUUCCCUCUAUCCUACCCAAUUUUCCUUCAUCCACGCAACAGCAUGAAGUCGACACAAAGACACACAUACCCCCAGAGACCAUGUCACCAACUCCUGUUGAUAUUAUCCACCGAUUCCUUGUAUACGAACCAUCUCAGCGUCUCCGCCCUUCCAGGGCUUUAACUCACCCCUGGUUCACCUCCGAACCACCGUUACUUCUGCCAGAUGACUUUCCUGUCUCGAAUAUCCCUGGUGAGGCCCCCAUAAGCCUUAGCUGGGGCGCAAAGUCUUUGGGAGAAUGGCUUUUAAAUGUUCAUCCCAGUGGCGCAAUUUGA